AUGGAUCUGGAUACCAGCCCGAAUGAUAAUGAGCACUCAUCGACAUCUGAAGCUCGUCAGAAGCGCUCCCGUGUUCUUCUCUCAUGUGCACCCUGUCGCAACUCAAAGCUCAAGUGUGACAGAGAGAAACCAUGCAACCAAUGUGCAAAGAAGGGCCGCGCCUCACAAUGCGCCUACGCCCCCAAGCCCGAGAGGAAGCGUCCUGCUAAAGGCAUGUCCGCGCGUCUCAAACGGCUUGAGGGUAUGGUACGCGAGAUGAUGGACUCUGAAGGUGCACCCUUGGAGGCAGCGGCAGAUACAAAGGACAGCUCGCGGGUGACGAAUGGUGCUACUACUGGCCCAGAGGUGCAGGGCCAUGUGGUGCAUGGUAAAAAGGCUACAACCUAUGUUGGCGCAACACAUUGUAUGGCGAUGCUGGAGGAUAUUGAGGAUUUGAAGAGUUACUUUGAGCAUCCUGAUGACACAGAAGAUGAUCAAUCCCCAGCCGAUGAGAUUGAUCCUACAGAACUUAUCCUAAACACAAGAGCUGGAACAAAGAACCGAGAGGAGCUAUUGAACAGUCUACCGGAUCGAAAUGUGGCAGACAGACUCAUCUCACGCUAUUUUGCCUCAAUGAGUCCCUCACAACAUAUUGUCCAUCGACCGUCUUUCACUAGACAAUAUGCCAAAUUCUGGCAAGACCCUAACGAAGCUUCACUGCACUGGAUAGCUCAAUUGUUCAUGAUGCUCAGUCUCGGUAUCUUCUUUAACAACUUCAUCAACUCAAGUGAGCUCGAAGGCGACUCUCUCUUACCAGCCCACGAUAGGAUCCGACACUACAAGGCCUGCGCUGGAUGGGCUCUUGUCUGGGGUAAAUACACACAACCCUCCGCUGCAACACUCCCGGCGUUUCUACUCUAUGUCGAGUCGCAAUUCCUCUUCAACCGUGCGGCACAGAUGAACUGUUAUGUGCUGUCAGGUGUAUGCAUUCGCUUGAUGCUCAAGAUGGGCCUCCACAGAGACCCGAGCAAGCUGGCUAAUAUCUCGCCUUUCGAUGGUGAGAUGCGUCGAAGGAUGUGGAACAUGGCCAUUCAAGUAGAACUACUGGUAUCUUUCCACAUGGGUCUUCCCAGUAUGCUACAAGGCAUCGAAACUGAUACUACUAUACCACGGAAUUUGUAUGAUGAUGAUUUCGACGAGUAUUCAACAGGACUACCUCCCGAUCGACCAGCUGGAGACUGGACUCCUAUGACAUAUCCUAUCCACAAGACACGAAUCAUGCGAGUCUUUGGACAAAUUGCUCGACAGGCUCAUGCGCUGACACCACCGAGAUAUGCCGAGGUCAGCAAGCUUGACGACUUGCUACAGGAAACCUGGUGUGGUGUUCCAUCUUUUAUGAUGGUGCGUCCACUCGAUGACUGUGUUGGCGAAGCCCCUAUUUUGCUUAUUCAACGUUUCGGCUUAACUGCUUUAUAUAACAAAUGCCGCUGCGUUUUGCACAGACGCUAUCUCGCAGAGGCGAUCCCACGACGUGAGCAUGACUACUCACGCAGACAAUGUCUCGAAGGUGCUUUGUCGCUGCUCAACUAUCAGAAUGUCAUCUGGGAAGCAUGUAAGCCUGGGCAUAUCCUGAGUCAGAACGGCUGGUUUGUCUCAUCCCUAGCAGUUCACGACUUCUUGAUGGCUGCCAUGGUGCUUUAUCUCGUCGUCAAGAACGAGAACUACUUCGAGGUUGGAAGUGACUAUGACUGGAUGUCUCAGACGACACCGACACCGACCAAGGAUGAACUCAUCGGCAUGAUCAAACGAUCUCACUUCAUAUGGCUGGAUGUGUCACAAGACGUGGCGGAAGUCAGGAAGACGGCAGAUACCCUGGCGACCAUGCUAUCAAAGCUCGGGCAUCCAGUCGAAGAGCCGGCGAGUGUUCCUGAGCAACAGGAUCCCAGUGUUAACAACGAGUCUUCUUCGUAUGGGGUACCUUCAGUAGAUCCUAGCACUCUGGGGUCAAUCGGAGGCGAUCCGGGACUUCUAUCAGGUCUGGGAUUAGGUACGUCAACGGGAUCUACAGGGGAGACACCCCUGGAUCUCGGUCUGGCUGGAGAUGCAGGAACUAGCAUGAGCUUCCCCGGUAUGGGGACGGAGGGGCUUCAGUUCGAUCCAGCUUGGAUGGACAAUGCAGCUAGCAACAUGGACUGGCGGUAUCUUGAUAUAUCACUGGCCCACAGUCACGAUGCUGGACGUAAUGAGGACACAGGCCAGACAUGGACAGAGAGGCCACCGCCUUUGGAAGAAUUGGAUAUGAUGGGAUCAGGAAUCUGGGACCCCAGUAAUCCUGAGACUAGCUAA
Molecule: messenger RNA, 2325 nt
Organism: Fusarium sp. VM40
Lineage: Eukaryota; Fungi; Ascomycota; Sordariomycetes; Hypocreales; Nectriaceae
Source: the annotation of a GenBank genome assembly